Lactuca saligna is the source of this 2040-nucleotide messenger RNA. The record is from the annotation of a GenBank genome assembly. Lineage: Eukaryota; Viridiplantae; Streptophyta; Magnoliopsida; Asterales; Asteraceae.
AUGUGUCCCUUUGUUGAAUACAGAACCCAUACAACCUUUUUCUGUAACCUUGCUCUGCAAUACUCUAUCUUUUAUAGAUCCAACCACCCCUUCUUCUUCUACUGCUGCUUCUGCUCCCUGGAGCAGAAGCAGCAUCCACAGUUUCCACAGACAAUAAUGGCUUCUUCCUUUUCAAAGAUUCGCAGCUCGAUGGUGUACGAGAGAUUCAGCCAGAUGGUCGCGAGUGGUUCACAGCAACGACACCGAGAUGUUCGGCGUCGGUCCACCUUCUACUCUCGCCCUUUCCGGUUCAAAAACUCCCACACCAGCAACGCUUUGUCGUUCUCCACUUCUUUCGUCUUUGGAAUCAUACCAGAAAACCCUCUGUUCACGUUCCACGGAACGACCUUUGCGAUUGCUCCAUCAAAAGCAGUGACGGAUGCAUCUUCUUCGCAGCAUCUUGGACUCUUUAACCGUACCAACGACGGAAACGCCUCAAAUCACAUUGUCACCGUUGAAUUCGACACGUUUAGAAACCUCGAACUUGACGAUAUGGAUGGCAACCAUGUGGGUCUUGAUAUAAACAGUAUAGAAUCUGUGCUCGCUGCAACAGCAGGCUAUUACAAGAAUGGAGGCUUUCAAACCCUAGCUCUUGCGAGCUCCAGAGAAAUCCGAGCGUGGGUCGAUUACGAUGGUGUUGAAAAGACCUUGAAUGUCACACUAGCUCCUCUUCCCUUCAAAAAACCUCAAAAACCUCUUGUAACUUGGAAGAAAUAUCUGUCACCUUUUUUACUCGAAGAAAUGUACGUUGGGUUUACUUCAGCCACUGGGGUUCUUCUUCAAACGUUUUACAUUGUUGGUUGGAGUUUUCAAAUGAAUGGAAAAGCUCAAGAAAUCAAUAGAUCAAAGAUCCCACCUUUACCUCUCAAGAAAAAAUCAACCAAAAAGACAAAAAUGGCUUUUAGAAAUUGGGUUAUCUUUAGAAAACGUAAAUUCGAAUUCGAAGAAGCUCUUGAAAGUUGGGAGGUUCAAUACGGACCUUGCAGGUUUUCCUACAAAGAUCUUUUCACCGCCACAAAAGGGUUUAAAGAAAGUGAGCUGCUUGGAAAAGGUGGUUUUGGUCAGGUUUAUAAAGGGACCUUGCUGGACUUAGGAGCUCAGGUCGCAGUGAAGAAGAUAUGGAAUACAUCAAGUCAAGGAAUGAAGGAAUUCGUGGCGGAGAUCGCCACGAUAGGUUGGUUACGACACCCAAAUUUGGUCAGACUUCUUGGGUAUUGUCGAAGAAAAGGCGAAUUGUUUAUUGUAUAUGAUUACAUGCCGAAUACUAGUUUGGAUAAGUUCAUAUUCAAUUCGAAUCCCAAAUCCACUUUAACAUGGAAACAAAGGGUCAAAAUCAUUAUCGAUGUAACCAAAGCAUUAGCAUAUCUGCAUGAAUGGUGUGAAGUUAUAAUCCAUCGGGACAUAAAAGCAAGCAAUGUGUUACUUGACGCCGAAUUGAAUGGUAAGUUAGGCGAUUUUGGGCUCGCGAGAUUUGGCAACAAUGGAACCCAUGCAAAAACCACCCAUUUGGCUGGGACUUUGGGAUACAUAGCACCUGAAUUGGCUCGCAAAGGAAAAGCCACCACUGCGACCGAUACUUUUGCUUUUGGAACAUUUUGUUUAGAGGUGGUUUGUGGUCGGCGACCUGUGGAGUUGCAAGGGCGCGAAGAGGCAGUGAUUUUGGUGGAUUACGUGUGGGAUUGUUGUUAUAAGGAGCAACUUUUUGAGAUGGUUGAUCCGAAACUAAGGGAAGACUAUGAAGCUGAGGAAAUGGAGUUGGUUUUGAAGGUGGGGUUGCUUUGUUCACAUGUUGUGUCCGUGCUGAGACCGAGCAUGUCACAAGUUUUGAACUUCCUUUUAGAGAAGGAGCCAUUGCCAUCAGAUUUCAAUGGUGUAUUGAAGAUAAGAGAUGACAAUUGGAGUCAACUUGGCCAUGCCUCUUCAAGUUCUUACGUUUCGCAAAUUCACUACUCGGGGACAUUGGAACCGAUCACCCACUCAUUAAUGUUUUCAGGGCGGUGA